Aspergillus alliaceus is the source of this 2742-nucleotide messenger RNA. RefSeq names its product putative DNA ligase I. The transcript has a single exon. Gene Ontology annotation, biological process: DNA biosynthetic process; mitochondrial DNA repair; lagging strand elongation. Gene Ontology annotation, cellular component: DNA ligase III-XRCC1 complex. Gene Ontology annotation, molecular function: ATP binding; DNA ligase (ATP) activity; DNA binding. The record is from RefSeq and is a predicted model, not a curated record. Lineage: Eukaryota; Fungi; Ascomycota; Eurotiomycetes; Eurotiales; Aspergillaceae. Bases 95 to 2587 code for a protein of 830 amino acids.
GUUUCCACCACCAACGAAUAGGCCGCCAUGGGGCCCAUUACGUGGGCGCAUACAAUAAUUAUAACGUCAAAGAACUUAUUGAACUCAAUCCAAUAUGCCAAGCCCGGCCAAGAAGCGCAAGAGGGAUGUUUCAGUGUCAUCUCCUCAGCGCAAUCGAAGUAUAGCGUCAUUCUUCAAAGGCCAAGCGGCCAAGCGAGCUGAGAAGACGGAGCAGACACCAGCAACGGUGUCUGACGAUACAGACCAAACGCUCUCCGAUGAAGCACUCGCUCGUAGGCUCCAAGAGGAAUGGAAUCAACAAGAUGCUGCCCCAACUUCGGAAACUGGGACUCCAAUCGGUGAGCCUGUUCUGGCGCCGUCGAGCCCCAAAGACGACAAUCUAGAACCGCCGUACAAAGCAAAGAAAAAGCAUACACUAUCAUUACAGUCUUCUGCCGGUACGGAAGACACCAUUUCUCUUGCCGUUCCUUUCGAUCAGAGUCCCUUAACGUUCGACUCGGCGAAACGUGCAGAAGAGUUAAAAAGGCACUGGACCUCCGAGGGUGGCAAUGCGUCAUAUGCUCUCUUGACCCGGGCUUUUGUCCUUGCGAACACCACGACAAGCCGUAUCAAGAUUGUGGAUACAUUAGUCAACUUCCUCCGAGUCCUCAUCGAAGCCGACCCUUCAAGUGUCCUCCCCGCGGUAUGGCUAGCAACAAACUCAAUCUGUCCACCAUAUGACGAGUUAGAGCUAGGACUUGGCGGAUCCUCUAUCUCAAAAGCUUUGAAGAAGAUAUAUGGCCUUAAUAGCCAAGGACUCAAGUCGCUUUAUGACAGGCAUGGAGACGCCGGUGAUGUGGCGUUUGAAGCUAAGAAGAGACAGAGUUUCACAUUAAUGAAACCCAAGCCAUUAACAAUUAAAGGAGUGUAUCAAUCGCUACAAAAGAUUGCUAUGAGCAAAGGCACUGGGAGCCAGGAAACAAAACAGAGGAUUGUCGAGAAACUGUUACAAGAUACUAGAGGUGCGGAAGAGAGUCGGUAUAUCGUGAGGACACUCGUCCAGAACCUCCGAAUAGGAGCCGUCAAGACCACCAUGCUUGUUGCACUCGCGCGCGCUUUUCUGUACUCUAAACCGAAUGGCGCCAGCUUUACUGUCCGUUCCCAACAAGAACUGGCUCGUCUCAAAAAGGAAGAUCUGACCGAGGCCUACAGCAAUGCGGAAGAGAUUGUCAAGGCCUCAUAUGCUAGACACCCAGACUAUAAUGAUCUAGUUCCCUGUUUGCUCGAGAUAGGGGUCACAGAAGAACUCCUCGUACGAUGCGGUCUGCAGCUACACAUACCAUUGAGACCGAUGUUAGGCAGUAUCACUCGAGACCUUUCAGAAAUGCUGACGAAGCUGCAAGGGCGGGAUUUCGCCUGCGAAUAUAAAUACGACGGACAGCGUGCCCAAGUACACUGUGAUGGAAAAGGUAAAGUAUCCAUAUUCUCUCGUCAUCUGGAAAAUAUGACGGAGAAAUACCCAGAUCUUGUGUCUCUAGUCCCUCAGAUCAGGGGUGAAAGCGUGUCGAGUUUCAUCCUAGAAGGGGAAGUGGUCGCAGUGGACCAGGAAACUGGAGAACUCCAAACCUUUCAAGUCCUAACUAAUCGAGCUAAAAAGAACGUCGAUAUAGGGACUAUCAAGAUCAACGUUUGCCUGUUUGCAUUCGACUUGAUGUACCUGAAUGGGACCCCGCUGUUGGAUCGAUCUUUCCGCGAACGUAGAGAGCUUCUGCGAAGCCUAUUCGUGGAAAUCCCCAACCGGUUCACGUCGGUCAAGAGCUUCGAUGCCACAUCUACCGAUUCCGAAGCUGUCCUGGAGUUUUUCAGGAGUGCAACUGAUACCAAGUGCGAAGGUAUCAUGGUCAAAGUGCUCGACAAUGAGUUGAAGCCAAGUCUUCCAGAACCCUCGGAGACCACGACCAACAACACCAACGGCAUAGACAAAUCGGAUCCAAAACCGACGAAAGGAAAUCGCCGAAAGGCAUUACUCUCCACAUAUGAACCCGACAAGAGGCUCGAAUCCUGGCUUAAGGUCAAAAAGGACUACAGCACUUCCUCUGAGACCAUCGACCUAAUUCCCGUUGGAGGCUGGCACGGAAACGGCCGGAAAGCCAAGUGGUGGUCACCCAUUCUGUUAGCUGUGCGCAACCCGGAGACUGGUGGUCUCGAAGCCGUCACGAAAUGCAUGUCCGGCUUCACGGAUAAAUUUUACCAAGCUAACAAAGAUAAAUACACCGAGGGUAGCCCUAACGUCAUCUCACGGCCCAGCUAUGUGGAAUACUACGGCGAGCCAGAUGUCUGGUUCGAGCCGCAGGAAGUAUGGGAAAUGGCGUUCGCAGAUAUUACGCUCAGCCCGACUUACACAGCUGCCAUCGGGCUGGUGAGUGAUGAGCGAGGCCUCAGCCUUCGGUUUCCCCGGUUCCUUCGAGUCCGGGAGGACAAAUCCAUUGACGAGGCUACCACGUCAGAUUAUCUAGCCUUGCUCUGGAGAAAACAAUCCGAGCGAUCUCAGAAAGAGGAAUCAGAACGUCCUGCCCCAGAAGCGGAGUUAGAUUGGCAGGAGGAAUGAGAGCUGGCGCGUAUGCUUCAGUUCGGCGAUAUUGGCAAACUAUUUGGCAUGUUACAUAAUCACCCUUUAUUAGCAUAGCAGUCCGCUUUUAAUAUAAGUACACAGCGGCAACAAAACUUACGCACUUUACCCAUCGUACAUCACAUGGGGGUGAA